AAAAUGUAUUUCCCAUUAGCCGUGUUAUAAGCGUCUCGUUGCCAUGCGUAAUGAAACAAUAUCAGUAAUGGCUGCCACUAAUAUUCUUAGCUGAGAAAAUAGUAAAAAAGGCUAUAAGAAUGGCAGACCAAACCGAGGGAGUUCCAGUACCAACUGGAGAAGAAGUUACUCCUGAACAGAAGGCAGAAGAACCUACACAAGACCAGAAUGAGACAGAGGCUGCUCCAGCCCAAGAACCUGCUCCAGCCCAAGAAUCUGCAGAGCAGCAGGAACAACCAGAUGAUGGCCGUGGGGAAGACCCAGCACCUAAAGAAGAACAAGCAAAAGAGGAAGAAACACAAGAAGCAGAGAAGGAGCCAUCAGAUGUGAAACCAGAGACAACAGAGGUUGCUGAUAAACCUGAAGGUGAGACCCAGGCAGAAACUGCAGUUAAACCAGAGGGUGAUACGCCAGCUCAAGCAGAAACCACAGAAGAACCUCAGGCUGAACAAUCUCAAAAGCAGGAAGAGGAGUCUGCGGAAGAAAAACCUGCAGAGCAAAAAGUUGAAGCAAUUGCAGACGAAACAAAACAAGAGAAAGAAGAAGAGACGAAAGAAGAAAUAAAAGAAGGGAAAGUAGAAGAUUCUAAGGAAAGUAAAGAUGAGCAGCCUGCUCCAGCACCUACCCCUGUCCAGCAAGCUUCAACUGAAACAGAGCUGAACAAGGAGCCUGAACCUGAGGUGGACCCACAUGCUGUUACUCCUAGGUCAAAGGUCAACUUGGAAGCAACUGCCACAGUUAAGUUUGUCUUGAUGCCAAGUGGACAAGUGGUGACACAGGCUUGCACCCUGGGACAGACACUGGAACAAUUGAAACAACAUUUUAGCUCAGAGCUGAAGAUGCCAGUCAAUCUAAUUAUGCUUAUGUUUGAUGGUAAAACCAUGACUGAUGCUACUACCCUAGCAGAUCUGGGUGUAGGCCCCAAUGGUACCAUACAGCUAGAACUACAGUCAGCUGACCCAGUUAACACACCCAUAAAAGCAUACAGACCCCGGCAAGAAUAUCACAUGCCUGAUGUAAUCACAGUCAGAGUUCAAACAGAAGACAGUACAUAUAAAGAUGUAGUUGUUGAAAUUGAAAGAACAACAAGAAAGAAACCAUUCCUGGGUGGAUAUCGUCAUAAAAAGACAUCUAUAGAAUAUCAUCAUGCCUCCGCUCAAACCAUGCAGAAGCCCCGCCCACCAUCAGGAACCGAGAAAUAUUGUCGCGACACCCAGACAGUUGAGCAGCUUCAUCGUGUACAACAAACAACAAACGAUACUUCAACGCAGAUGACGGGGAUUGGUGUUUAUGUUUCUAACAUAGAGGAUAAACUUGUUACACCACAAAAAUAUACAACAGCAGAUGAAUACCAUAUGAUGAUAUUAACAAGGGUUGUCAUAAUACAGAAAUAUUAUAGAAGAUGGCUUGCCAAAAGAUAUGUUAAUAAACUGAAAGAAGAUAAGAGAAAACGUUUAGAAUUUGAAAGACUAGAAGAAAUUAGAAAGAAAAAAGAAAAAGCAGAUAGAAUUAAGAAAGAAUUUGAAAGAAGGAUGAAUCCUAAAACAAAAGAAGACUUUGAUCUUUUAUAUCAUGCUUUAGAAAAAUGGAGACAGGAAGAAUUAGCAAGAAUAGAUGAGACAUUAACUGGUGCUGAGAGGAAGGCUGCUCUAUGUAUGUUAUUAGAUCAAGAGACACAACUUAUAGCCUCCAUAGGUCGUCAUAAACUCGAGGCUGAUGGUGAAAAUAAAGACAAGAGAAUACAAGACUUUCUUGAUAAGGCUGCAGCCCCUAAGAAAUGGAGAGGUUUUGACGGAAAGCAUACAGAAAUGGACACUCCAUUUACAAUUCGCGCUAAAGAGCUGCGGGAUAUAUACAACAGUAUCAACAUGAAGUUUCUCACACAAGAUGAACGGCUUGAUGUGUUGUUAACCCUUAAACAUACAGUAAAGGAACAUGACUGUAAGUUGACACAGGAGAUUAUAGAGUUGAUAGACAGGGAGGCUGAUUUAUUGAUGCGUGGAGUGAAGGAAAGUAACCUUGAUGGUUUAAGGAAACGUAUCUCCACCCUUUUCCUGCAGUACAUCAAAACACCCACCUUCAACCCAGAGGCUGCCAAAUUACUCAAGGUACCUCAAGAUCCAUCAGUGUUGCGAAAGAAUAUUUAUUUCUGUCCAAGCUGCAACAGUUACCUACCUUCCACAGAGUUUGCCUUGUCCUCGAACUCUCGCAACGUCGGCAAAUGUCGUAGAUGUACCAAGAUUGAUAAUGACGCGAGAGUUAGACAAGAUUACAGUCUAUACAGAUUUCUUCUUAAACAGCUUCGUAAAGCUGAAGAACUCAUCGGAGAUGGAUCCAAAAUUGCAUUUUUGUUACAGGAGCAUGAUCUUCGCUAUUUGGUGGACAAGGUUUGGGGUGGACAGAGUAUCCUUAGUGCUUGGGAUGACUUGUUUGAUCUCACUCUUGUACGCUGGAACAAGCACGAGGAAUGGUCACCAUGGAAUUGUAUACUUCUUACCAAAGAUGAGGCAUCAGCCCACCAGAAACUUGUCAGUUUGGAUGAGGGUUACGGUAACGUGUUCAUACAGAAAGUACAGCAAAAACACGUGUUGGCACGGAACUAUUUCUCCCGCCUUCCUGGUAUUGCUGAGCACGUGAAAGAGCGUGCUAAUGAGCGCGACACACGGUCAGGACCUUCAAUACAGGGACAGGCAGUCUCAGUGCAGUAAUUGUGAGAAAUCAUGAGAACUCUUUGCUAUAUUAUACUUAAAUAAAAA
Molecule: messenger RNA, 2795 nt
Organism: Ruditapes philippinarum (Manila clam)
Lineage: Eukaryota; Metazoa; Mollusca; Bivalvia; Venerida; Veneridae
Product: IQ and ubiquitin-like domain-containing protein
Exons: 15
Coding region: 120-2747 (875 amino acids)
Biological process (GO): cilium assembly
Cellular component (GO): motile cilium; acrosomal vesicle
Molecular function (GO): protein binding
Source: RefSeq, a predicted model, not a curated record